AUGCUUGGAUAUGGGGAUUUAAUAAAAAGCAUAGGGGCAGAGAGAACGCCAGUAAACGCGAGCACCAACCACAGUCAGUCUCAACCCAUACAGUUGUUCCAGCUGCUGCCACAAGGCUUUCUCGUUCUCAUGGCAACCCCCCUCAGAACGAGAAGAACAAACUCAAUGGAUUCUUGGAAAAGUCCUUUUCUUUUUCCUUUAUUCCUAUGGAGUCAUUGCGGCGGGGUGAGGCUGCUGCUCCUGUUGCUGAUUCUGCGUUUGGGGACUUGUGUGGAUAAAGCAGAUGAUGAAGAUGACGAGGAUUUAACAGUGAAUAAAACUUGGGUAUUAGCACCAAAGAUACAUGAAGGUGAUGUCACCCACAUCCUGAAUUCUUUACUUCAAGGCUAUGAUAACAAACUUCGGCCUGAUAUAGGAGUGAGACCCACAAUAAUUGAAACUGAUGUUUAUGUUAACAGCAUUGGACCUGUUGAUCCAAUCAAUAUGGAAUAUACAAUAGAUAUCAUUUUUGCCCAGACUUGGUUUGAUAGCCGCUUAAGAUUUAAUAGCACAAUGAAAGUCUUGAUGCUUAAUAGCAACAUGGUUGGGAAAAUUUGGAUACCUGAUACUUUCUUCCGAAACUCAAGAAAAUCAGAUGCUCAUUGGAUAACAACUCCUAACCGACUGCUUCGAAUAUGGAGUGAUGGAAGAGUUCUCUAUACCUUAAGGUUAACAAUUAAUGCUGAAUGCUAUCUUCAGCUACAUAACUUCCCUAUGGAUGAACAUUCCUGCCCACUGGAGUUUUCCAGCUAUGGGUACCCUAGAAAUGAAAUAGAAUAUAAAUGGAAGAAAACCUCUGUCGAAGUAGCAGAUCCCAAAUAUUGGAGAUUGUACCAGUUUGCAUUUGUAGGGUUACGGAACUCAACAGAGAUCUCGCAUACACUAUCUGGUGAUUAUAUCAUCAUGACAAUCUUUUUUGAUUUGAGUAGACGUAUGGGAUACUUUACCAUUCAGACAUAUAUCCCAUGUAUAUUAACAGUCGUCCUUUCCUGGGUCUCAUUCUGGAUUAACAAAGAUGCAGUUCCUGCAAGGACAUCAUUAGGUAUAACCACAGUGCUGACAAUGACAACACUGAGUACCAUUGCUAGGAAAUCCCUCCCGAAGGUUUCCUAUGUGACAGCUAUGGAUCUCUUUGUUUCUGUUUGCUUCAUUUUUGUUUUUGCGGCCUUGAUGGAAUAUGGAACCCUGCAUUAUUUCACUAGCAACAAAAAGGGGAAGAAGCCUAAAGACAGGAAGUCCAAACACAGGUCCAGGAAAUCACCCGCAGUUGCAGUCCGCCCUGGAUCUACAUUGAUUCCAAUGAACAGCAUUUCUCAUCCGCAACAACGAGAUGAUGAUUAUGGAUAUCAGUGCUUGGAAGGCAAAGACUGUGCCAGCUUUUUCUGCUGUUUUGAAGACUGCCGGACAGGAUCUUGGAGGGAAGGAAGAAUACACAUCCGUGUUGCCAAAAUUGACUCAUAUUCCCGUAUAUUUUUCCCAACAGCUUUUGCUCUAUUUAAUCUUGUUUAUUGGAUUGGCUACCUUUACUUGUAAAUUCCCAUUGCUCCCAAAUAUUGACAAAGCCACACUAAACAUAGAUAUCAUUCAAUGUAACUCAGUAACAUGAAAUUUAUUUUUUU
Molecule: messenger RNA, 1658 nt
Organism: Trichosurus vulpecula (common brushtail)
Lineage: Eukaryota; Metazoa; Chordata; Mammalia; Diprotodontia; Phalangeridae
Gene: GABRG1
Product: gamma-aminobutyric acid type A receptor subunit gamma1
Exons: 10
Coding region: 1-1572 (523 amino acids)
Biological process (GO): nervous system process; gamma-aminobutyric acid signaling pathway; regulation of postsynaptic membrane potential
Cellular component (GO): dendrite membrane; GABA-A receptor complex; neuron projection
Molecular function (GO): benzodiazepine receptor activity; inhibitory extracellular ligand-gated monoatomic ion channel activity; transmitter-gated monoatomic ion channel activity involved in regulation of postsynaptic membrane potential
Source: RefSeq, a predicted model, not a curated record